UAACCCGAUUAAAAAAGAACAUAACACGAGAAAGAGAGAACACAGAAAAAUGGUGAAAGGAAUCGACGAACUCACUGAAGACGAAAGAAAAGCUCUCCGACGCAGAAAAUUUGCCCCUCUUCCUCCUAAGCCUUCGUCUUCGUGUUCGUCUUCUUUGCCCAGGCUUGCUCAUCCUGGUGGACCUGUAACUACCAAUAAGGCAGUUGCUUUAGCGAAGUUUCUUGAGAGGAAACUUCAGGAACCUGGUGGAUUGGAUACCUUGAAACCUGAACUUAUUGAGCUAGCUGUCAAGAAUGCGAAAGAGACUGUCAAUGCUAGUGGAACUUCAAAACAUGGAAAGAUUAUUCGACAUGUCACUUCCUUUGAUGAUAAUGAGGAUUAUUCAUCCAAAGAUUGGCCAACAUAUGAGCCAAAGAUAAAAUUGAAGAAGGAAAAGAAAGAUAAGAAGAAGAAGAAGAAGAAGAAGAAGAAAAAUAAAAAAAAUAAAAAGGUCGAUGAUCAAUGAUGUUCAGAAAGUAUUUUGAAGAGAUUAUAAAAGAUGAAUUGUUUAGUGCUACUGAUUAACUCGUUGUAGGAACCGGUGAACAGAAACUUGUGAAUAGAUCAGAGUAUGUCAUAGUACAGUUGUGUUACAGAUUGAAGGAUAUAUCUCCUUGUUUCUCGGUGAUGGAGAAUUAUUUUUUAUCUUCCUUUAUUAGGAGUUUUUUUUACUUUUGCUCUGGAUGAUUUUGUGUGGCCAUUGUUCUGAUAGAACAUUUUUUUACCA
Molecule: messenger RNA, 766 nt
Organism: Spinacia oleracea (spinach)
Lineage: Eukaryota; Viridiplantae; Streptophyta; Magnoliopsida; Caryophyllales; Amaranthaceae
Exons: 5
Coding region: 50-505 (151 amino acids)
Source: RefSeq, a predicted model, not a curated record